AUGCCCACGGUUCACCUCCUGGAUUACGUGGCCGGCAAUAUCCGCAGUCUGGUCAAUGCCAUUGAGAAGCUUGGCUACGAGGUUGACUGGAUCAGAUCUCCCGAAGAUGUGCCCCGGGCAGAGAAACUCAUUCUGCCUGGCGUCGGCCACUUCGGCCACUGUAUGACCCAGCUUGGCCAGGCGGGCUAUUUGCCUGCCAUUAAAAAGCACAUUGAUGCCGGCAAACCAUUCAUGGGCAUCUGUGUCGGCCUUCAAGCCCUCUUUGAAGGUUCAGAAGAGGAUCCUGAGGUUCCCGGACUCGGCCUGGUUUCUUCCAAACUCACAGAGUUUGAUGACUCGGACAAGUCAGUACCGCACAUUGGAUGGAACAACGCCAACACUGGAGGCAAGGUCAUGUACGACCUGAGCCCAGACUCAAAAUACUACUACGUCCACACUUACAAAUCCCCCUACAACAAGGCCGACUUCGAAGCCCAGGGCUGGACAGUUGCGACGGGAACCUACGGAAACGAGACUUUUGUCGGCGCCAUUGCAAAGGGCAACAUCUAUGCCACCCAAUUCCACCCCGAAAAGUCAGGCGUUGCUGGCCUCCGAACGAUUCGGGCCUUUUUGACGGGCUCUGGAGCGCAAAACCUCGGAGCCGUCAUGCCAUCCGGCGCGGCGUCAACCGAGCUCAAGGACGGCCUCACUCGCCGACUCAUUGCCUGUCUCGACGUCCGAACAAAUGACCAGGGCGAUCUGGUCGUCACAAAGGGUGACCAGUACGAUGUCCGUGAAAAGGGAGCUGACCGCAAUGUCCGAAACUUGGGCAAGCCCGUGGAGAUGGCCAAGAAGUACUACGAAUCCGGCGCCGAUGAAGUCACCUUCCUCAACAUCACCUCCUUCCGGGACUGCCCUCUCGCCGAUCUCCCCAUGCUGGAGGUUCUUCGACAGACCUCACAGACCGUCUUCGUACCGCUCACCAUCGGUGGUGGAAUCCGCGAUACCGUCGACAUCGACGGCACCAAGGUCUCGGCCCUGGACAUCGCCACCAUGUACUUCAAAUCCGGCGCCGACAAGGUCUCCAUCGGCUCCGAUGCCGUACUCGCCGCCGAAGAAUACUACUCCCUCGGCAAGAAGCUCUUCGGCAACACGGCCAUUGAGCAAAUCUCCCGCGCCUACGGCAGACAAGCCGUCGUCGUCAGCAUCGACCCCAAGCGCGUCUACGUCCCCAAGCUCGACGCCACCCGCCACGCCAUCAUCAACACAAAGUUCCCCGGCCCCAAGGGCGAGGCCUUUUGCUGGUACGCCUGCACCAUCAAGGGCGGCCGCGAGACCCGCGACAUGGACGUCGUGGAGCUCACGCAGGCCGUCGAGGCCAUGGGCGCCGGCGAGAUUCUGCUCAACUGCAUUGACAAGGACGGCACAAACAGCGGCUUCGACCUUGAGCUCAUCGAGCAGGUGAAGAAGGCCGUCAAGAUUCCCGUCAUUGCGUCGAGCGGUGCUGGUAACCCGGGCCACUUUGAGGAGGUGUUUGAGAAGACUACUACGGAUGCCGCGCUUGGUGCGGGCAUGUUCCACAGAGGAGAGUACACUGUAAAACAGGUCAAGGAUUUCUUACAGGAGAAGGGCUUAGUGGUGCGACAAUUUGAGGGAGACCUAUGA
This is a messenger RNA of Trichoderma atroviride IMI 206040, 1644 nucleotides long. RefSeq lists its product as uncharacterized. Gene Ontology annotation, biological process: L-histidine biosynthetic process. Gene Ontology annotation, molecular function: imidazoleglycerol-phosphate synthase activity. Lineage: Eukaryota; Fungi; Ascomycota; Sordariomycetes; Hypocreales; Hypocreaceae. The record is from RefSeq and is a predicted model, not a curated record.